Oryzias melastigma (Indian medaka) is the source of this 6761-nucleotide messenger RNA. RefSeq names its product collagen alpha-1(XIV) chain. NCBI's taxonomy places the organism in Eukaryota, Metazoa, Chordata, Actinopteri, Beloniformes, Adrianichthyidae. Gene Ontology annotation, cellular component: interstitial matrix. The record is from RefSeq and is a predicted model, not a curated record. The transcript is spliced from 47 exons. Gene Ontology annotation, molecular function: protein binding. The coding region runs from base 218 to 5818 and encodes 1866 amino acids.
AAUUUAGUUAGAUCCACUCCGACCCCUUAUUUUGAAAUGUUUCCGCUCUACUUCCUCUUCUCGUUCUGUCUAACUUGGCUCCGAUUGGCCACUGAGAGAGUAGUUCAGGAGAGAGUCGCUGUAGGAGCCACAGAUCCUGUGACAGAGCCGUCCUGAGGAGAUCUGCAGAACCUGCAAACAUAUGAUCUGAGAAGGUCUGCCGUGUUCUGGUGUCAGGAUGCAGUUCUCAGUCAGGCCGAGCCUCUGCUUGCUGGGCUGUGUUCUCAUCACUCUGCUCCCUAACUCAGCACAAGGUCAAGUUUCAUCACCAAGGAGGUUUCGAGUAAAAAUCUUGAGUCCUACCAAGCUGGAUGUGUCCUGGAAGGAACCAAAAGGAGAAUUUGAAAGCUUCAAGGUCACGUACAGAAUGAACCCAGGUGGAAGUCAAAAGGUGGUUGAACUUUCAAAGCAGAAAACCAAUCUGCUUAUUGAAGAUUUCGAUUCCACUAAAGAGUACGUCUUCAAAAUCACCGCAGUCGGAGGAGGACAGGAGAGCAAACCUCUCCACGGCAAACUCAAAGCUCAGCGGUCUGUGGUUGAAUCCACUCAGUCCCAGCGAGGUCAGAGUGGCACCGUGACUCAGGAGAACAACGAGAUCUCAGAAGACAUGGAGGGAUUUAUGUGCAAGACUCCAGCCAUAGCAGACAUUGUGAUCCUGGUGGACGGCUCCUGGAGUAUCGGACGGAUCAACUUCAGGUUGGUCCGGACUUUCCUGGAAAACCUGGUCAGAGCUUUCUCCGUGGACUUUGACAAGACCAGGAUAGGUCUGGCUCAGUACAGCGGAGACCCCAGAAUCGAGUGGCAUCUGAACACUCACUCCUCCAAGGAAGCUGUGAUUGACGCUGUGAAGAACCUGCCGUAUAAAGGAGGAAACACACUGACAGGUCUGGCUCUGACCUUCAUCCUGGAAAACAGCUUCAAACCAGAGUCUGGGUCCCGGCCUGGCGUUCCCAAGAUUGGAAUACUGAUCACGGAUGGGAAGUCCCAGGAUGAUGUGAUUCCCCCGGCGCAGAGCCUGAAGGAUGCUGGGAUAGAACUUUUUGCCAUUGGUGUGAAAAACGCUGAUGAGAACGAGCUGAAGGCCAUCGCCUCUCCUCCAGAGGAAACUCACGUCUACAACGUGGCAGACUUCAGCGUGAUGAGCGACAUCGUAGAAGGUCUGACUAAAGGGGUCUGCGACCGAGUGGAUCAGCUCGACAAGCAGAUCAAAGGAGGAGGAGAACCUGCCCCUCCUCCCACCUCCUUAGCCCCCCCUCGCGACCUUGUGAUAUCUGAGAUAACGGCGCGCAGCUUCCGGUUGACAUGGACUCACGCUACGGGGCAGGUGGAGAAAUACCGAGUGGUGUACUACCCCGCCAGCGGAGGAAGACCAGAGGAAAAAGUGGUCCAGGGGGCUGACAACAGCGUGGAGCUGAACUACCUCAACUCUCUGACGGAGUACCAGGUGGCCGUGUUCGCCAUCUACCGCAGCUCCGCAAGCGAGGCCCUCCGAGGAAGCGCUACCACAUUGGCGUUGCCUACAGUCAACAACCUGGAGCUGCUGGAUAUCACCCACAGCACCAUGAGAGUGGUCUGGAGGGCCGCCGCCGGGGCUACGGGGUACAUGAUCCUGUACGCCCCGCUGACCGAAGGAGAGUCUGCAGAUGAGAAGGAGGUGAAAGUGGCAGACUCUGUGAAUGAAGUGGAGCUGGAGGGACUGACGCCCGAUACAGAAUACACUGUGACAGUUUAUGCCAUGUAUGGCGAGGAGGCCAGUGACCCCAUGACCAGCCAGGAAACCACAUUGCCGCUGAUCCCAGCAAGAAACCUGCGUUUCUCUGAAGUGGACCACAGCUCUGCCCGCCUCACCUGGGAAUCUGCCUCCAGGUUGGUCAGGGGUUACCGCAUCAUGUAUGUCAAGACCAACGGGGUGCAGACCACAGAGGUGGAUGUUGGCAAAGUGACGACCUAUAUACUGAGGAACCUGACCUCCCUGACGGAGUACACUGUUGGUGUGUUUGCCGUCUAUGAUGAAGGAGAAGCUGAAGCUGUGACCGAGAGCUUCACAACAAAGGUUGUCCCCGACCCGCUGGAUCUGAGGAGCAGCGACAUCACCACAGAGAGCUUCAGGGUGUCAUGGCGACACGCCGCAACUGAUGUGAUUCUGUAUCGGAUCACCUGGACUCCGACAGAUGGAGGGGACAGUAAAGAUUUUAUGGUGGACGGCAACGUGAACACCUAUGUGAUCAGAGGAUUAAGCCCGGACUCAGAGUAUGAAGUCCUCGUGGCGGCCAUCUAUGCAAAUGAGCGCGAGAGCGAUGAGGUCAUCCUUGUGGAGACCACGGCUAAGAGAACAACUACCAUUGCCACAACUACCACAACACCAAGUCCUCGACUCGGAGUGAGGAACAUGAAGAUUGAUGAUGAAACCACGUUCAGCUUGCGGGUGUCCUGGCAGCCAGUCGACGCCAGAAACGUCCGACAGUAUCGACUGAGCUACAUCAGCAUGCGGGGAGACCGGGCGACGGAGACGAGAACAAUCCCGUCCGCUCAGAACAGCAUCAUCCUGCAGCCGCUCCUGUCGGACACAGAGUACAAAAUCACCCUCACACCGGUCUACCCUGAGGGAGACGGACCGAUGGCCUCCCAAGUGGGACGAACCCUUCCUCUCACGGCUCCUAAGAACCUCCGGGUUUCGGAAGAAUGGUACAACCGCUUCAGGAUCAGCUGGGACGUCCCGCCUUCGCCCACCAUGGGGUACAGGGUUGUGUACCAGCCUCUUUCUGCGCCUGGACCGGCUCUGGAGACGUUUGUUGGGGAAGACGUGAACACCAUGCUGAUCGUCAACCUGCUGAGCGGGACGGAGUACAGCGUCAAAGUCAUCGCCUCCUACACCACAGGAUCCAGCGAAGCCCUCUCAGGCAGAGCAAAGACCUUGUACCUGGGCGUGACUAACCUGAGCACAUACCAGGUGAGGAUGACCAGUGUGUGCGCUCAGUGGCAGACCCAUAGACACGCCAGCGCCUACAGAGUGGUCAUCCAGCCACUGCUCGGUAGUCAGAAGCAGGAAAACCGGCUGAGUGGAGGAUCCAGCCGACACUGUUUCAACAACCUAAAGCCCAACACGGAGUAUAAGAUCAGUGUUUACGCUCAGCUGCAGGACGGGACGGAAGGACCUGCCGCCACCGCCACUGUGAAGACAUUACCAGUCCCGACCCAGGCGCCGACCAAGCCCCCCUCCACCACGCCGUUACCCACAAUCCCCUCUGCGAAGGAAGUCUGCAGAGCAGCCAAAGCUGACUUGGUCUUCCUGGUUGAUGGAUCCUGGAGUAUUGGAGACGACAACUUUCUGAAGAUCAUUCGGUUCCUGUACAGCACCGUCGGAGCUCUGGACCGGAUCGGACCAGAUGGGACACAGGUGGCCAUUGCCCAGUUCAGCGACGACGCUCGCACCGAGUUCAAGCUGAACUCGUACACCGAUAAGGAGCGCCUGCUGGACGCCAUCAACAAAAUCUCCUACAAAGGUGGAAACACCAAGACGGGCCGAGCCAUCCAGCAUGUGAAGGAGAACAUCUUCACCGCAGAGGGAGGAGUCAGGAGGGGCAUCCCCAACGUGCUCGUCGUCCUCACUGACGGGCGAUCUCAAGACGAUGUCAACAAAGUGUCCAAAGAAAUGCAGAUGGAAGGCUACAUUGUGUUUGCAAUUGGCUUCGCUGACGCCGACUACGGCGAGCUGGUGAGCAUCGCCAGUAAACCCAGCGACAGACACGUCUUCUUUGUGGACGACUUGGACGCCUUCCAGAAGAUCGAAGAGAAGCUGGUGACCUUUGUGUGCGAGGCCGCCACAGCCACUUGUCCUUCUGUACCCAUGAGUGGCAGCACAACUCCAGGUUUCCGCAUGAUGGAGCUGUUCGGUCUUGUUGAGGACCGCUACAACAGCAUCUAUGGUGUUUCCAUGGUACCGGGAACCUUUAAUGCUUUCCCUUCUUUCCACCUGCACAGUAACGCUCUGCUGGCUCAGCCAACCAGGUUCAUCCAUCCAGAGGGGCUUCCGUCAGACUACACCAUCUCACUGCUGUUCAGACUGCUGCACGACACUCCAGAGGAGCCCUUCGCCCUCUGGGAGAUCCUCAACAAAGAUAACGAUCCCUUGGCUGGAGUCAUUCUGGACAAUGGAGGAAAAACUUUAACUUUUUUUAACAACGACUACAAAGGGGUUUUCCAGACGGUCACUUUUGAGGGACCAGAGAUCAAAAAGCUUUUCUUUGGCAGCUUCCACAAGCUUCAUGUCGCAAUUAGCAAGACAAGUGCCAAAGUGUUUGUGGACUGCAAGAUGGUGGCGGAGAAAGCCAUCAAUGCAGCAGGAAACAUCACCACAGACGGACUGGAGGUUCUGGGCAGGAUGGUCCGCUCCAGAGCCAACAAGGACAACUCUGCACCGUUUCAGCUGCAGAACUUUGACAUCGUCUGCAGCACAUCCUGGGCCAGCAGAGAUAAGUGCUGUGAACUUCCUGGUCUGAGGAAGGAGGUAGAGUGUCCGGCCUUGCCCAAAGCCUGUACCUGCACACAGGACAGUAAAGGCCCCCCCGGCCCUCCUGGAGUACCAGGCGGUCCUGGAAUCAGAGGAGCCCGAGGCGACCGCGGAGAGCCAGGUCCUGUGGGUCCUGCUGGUGCUGUCGGGGAUAUGGGCGCCCAAGGACCCCAAGGACCUCCGGGGCCUCAGGGACCCAGUGGACGCUCCAUUAUCGGACCCCCAGGCGCCCCAGGAGAGAGAGGCCAGAAAGGGGAUCCAGGACAACAAGGGCAACAAGGAAUUCCUGGAAGACCUGGAGGACCAGGAAGGGAAGGACCUCCAGGACCCAGAGGACUUGUGGGUAAAGAUGGACCACAAGGAAGACCAGGCCCCCCAGGAUCUAUGGGAACUCCAGGAGCUCCAGGAUCUCCAGGAAGUACAGGUCCUCCUGGAAAACAGGGAGAACUGGGACCGCCGGGUUCCCCUGGAAGCAAAGGAGAGAAAGGUGACCGGGGAGACGUUCAAUCAACAGCAUCAGUUCAGGCCAUCGCCAGGCAGGUGUGUGAGCAGCUGAUCCAAAGUCACAUGGCUCGUUACAACACCAUCCUGAACCAGGUGCCCAGUCCUCCUGUGUCCAUCCGCACGGUACCUGGACCCCCAGGAGAGCCUGGCCGACAAGGCUCCCCAGGGCCCCAAGGUGAACAGGGUCCACCCGGUAGACCAGGAUUCCCCGGACAGAACGGUCAGAAUGGAAAUCCAGGAGAAAGAGGACAACCAGGAGAAAAGGGUGAGAAGGGAUCUCAAGGUGUUGGAGUCCAAGGCCCAAGAGGAGCUCCAGGAUCUCCUGGUGCUCCGGGACAAGGCAGACCCGGCAAUCAGGGUCCAACGGGGCGACCUGGAAACCCCGGAGCUCCUGGUCGGCCUGGAGUCCCCGGUCCAGUGGGACCCCCAGGACCUCCCGGAUACUGUGACCAGAACUCCUGUGUGGGCUACAACGUUGGAGAGGGUGAGGAUGUGACUGACCGCGGCGCUGUCUCCGCAGUCCAACUGCCGCCCAACGUCUUCCAAAACUACGGCGAGGUCGAGGAGGACGACCCGUACCGCUACUACCAACCCAACUACCCGGCGCCGCAGCCCGUGUCGCCGGACGACCCCUCGGUGGGCCACGGCGACAUCGAGCUCAGGUCCCCCGGCGUUUACCGCAGUUCUCGGAGCGUGGGGGAGAAAGUCGGGCCCAAGAGGAGACUAAAGAGCAGAGCUAAAGAGCUUCCGGGACUAACUAACUGAGAGGGAAGGGCGGGAAGACGGAGGACGGAGGAGGGCUUGCUGUUUCCGACUGGACGGCUCCGAGCCGCUAAGAACUUCUCAACAAGUGCCUGAUGUAUAGGAUUUCUUACGGACGCUGUCGAGGAAACGGAUCGGGUCUGAGGCCGGGACCACUUUAGCUGUUCAAUCAAGAAAAUCAAUCUUUUAUGCUAUUUAUUCACAUUAUCAAUAUCAACGUUCCGCUGAUGGAGGCUCUUCUUCCUCUCUGGGUUCUCUUCAUCUCUUCCCAAAAUCACAUGUUUGUACCUCUUUGAAGCUCAGUACACUUUUAUUCAUUUAUCCUCAGUUUAUUUUUAACGUUUUUAAGAUUUAUUUUUCUGUUGAAGGUCCCAUAUUGACCAUUUCCUUUGGUCUCAUGCUUGAAUACUUCUGUUUUCUUUAGCCACUAACAGUAAAAAAAGGAAAAUAUUCUGUUCAAGUUUCAUCUCCUCGUUUUGAAGGUUUUGUAACUGUAGAUUCUCUUUUAUUUUCUGCAGAAUCACAUUUAAUGUGACCUUAUUUCAGAAGGAGCAUGUUUGCUUUUUUGUUUUAUUUUAGCAGUAAUGUUUAUAUGUUAAUAUGUUUUGCUUCCUUUAAGUUCAGUCGGCAGACUCUGUGUCCACUGAUGGUAAAGGAUGUAAAUUCAUAAAGCAAAAAAAAGCUAAUUUAAUGGUUUCAUAGACAAAAAUCUUGUUUUUUUCUUGUCCUUUUUCUCCAUCUUUUAUAAAUGUGUCACUUAUAUAAUUUGGACAAAAGAAAUUUACCAUCUUUUAUUUUGUUCUGAUGGUUUUGAUUUAAUUUAUGUAUUUGAUUCGAUCCAUUUGUUUACAGCAGUUAUAAAAUGUCACCGUUCUGGAAGAAUUUACCUGUACUCAACCCUGGACAUAUUUGACGGAGUGAAUAAAGUGAGCCAACAUUUUUAAAA